UAUCUACUUUCCCUUCAUAUUCAUUGCUCUCCUUCGACGCAACAUCUUUUUAUCCCACAACCCCUUUAUAAAAACCCAUGGCAUUUAUCUUCAAUCACACCAAAAAUUCAUCAAGUUCUCUCUCUUGAAGUUCUCUUCUCUCUCUCUCUCUGUCUCUCUCCUCUUCAAAAUUCAAAUUACUAAUUCUUGUUAUCAGAAAUAUGCUGCUGAUCCAGGAAAACGAUGACGUGGGCUUAACCCAGCCUGAUAAGCCGAUAAAAAUCAGAGAAGUUUGGGCGGAUAACCUUGAGUCCGAAUUCGAAUUAAUCCGUGGGGUUGUGGAUAAAUACCCAUUUAUCUCAAUGGAUACUGAAUUUCCAGGCGUGAUCUUCAAGCCGGAAAAGGCUUCUUUUGGUUACCGGAAAAAGCUUCUGCCUUCCGAUCACUACAAGUUCUUGAAGAGGAACGUCGACGUUUUGGAGCUUAUUCAGUUGGGUCUUACUCUCUCUGACGAGAACGGCAACUUGCCGGAUCUGGGCUGCGAUGAGAAUUGUCAGUUCAUCUGGCAGUUCAACUUUUCCGAUUUUGACUACGAGCGUGACCCUCACGCCCCGGACUCCAUAGACCUGCUCACGCGCCACGGCAUUGACUUCGAGAAAAACCGGGAUUUUGGGAUUGACUCGGCCCGGUUCGCCGAGUUGAUGAUGGGCUCGGGCUUGGUGUGCAAUGACUCGGUGAGUUGGGUGACGUUUCACAGUGCUUACGACUUCGCGUACUUGGUGAAGGUCAUCACGCGCUGCGCGUUGCCGGAGGACUUGGAUGAGUUUUUGGAAUACAUGAGGGUCUUUUUUGGAAAUAAGGUGUAUGAUGUGAAGCAUUUGAUGCGGUUUUGUGCUAGUUUGUACGGUGGGUUGGACCGGGUAGCUAAAACUUUAGAAGUGAACCGGGCGGUUGGAAGGUGCCAUCAAGCAGGGUCCGAUAGCUUGCUGACUUGGCAUGCUUUUCAAAAAAUUAGAGAUGUAUAUUUUGUAAAGGAUGGAGGGCCGGAAAAAUAUGCCGGUGUCUUGUAUGGAUUAGAGGUGUAUUAAACAUGGAUGUGUUAAUUAGUUUUGCUGAUCAUUAUUUUAAUGACAAUUAUUUAGUGGAUUCUUUUUAGAAA
Molecule: messenger RNA, 1138 nt
Organism: Coffea eugenioides
Lineage: Eukaryota; Viridiplantae; Streptophyta; Magnoliopsida; Gentianales; Rubiaceae
Product: probable CCR4-associated factor 1 homolog 11
Exons: 1
Coding region: 201-1067 (288 amino acids)
Cellular component (GO): P-body; CCR4-NOT complex; CCR4-NOT core complex
Molecular function (GO): nucleic acid binding; poly(A)-specific ribonuclease activity
Source: RefSeq, a predicted model, not a curated record